This is a messenger RNA of Ylistrum balloti, 743 nucleotides long. Its product is annotated as ribonuclease P protein subunit p29-like. Gene Ontology annotation, molecular function: ribonuclease P RNA binding. NCBI's taxonomy places the organism in Eukaryota, Metazoa, Mollusca, Bivalvia, Pectinida, Pectinidae. The transcript is spliced from 6 exons. Gene Ontology annotation, cellular component: ribonuclease P complex; ribonuclease MRP complex. Gene Ontology annotation, biological process: tRNA 5'-leader removal; rRNA processing. The record is from RefSeq and is a predicted model, not a curated record. The coding region runs from base 58 to 720 and encodes 220 amino acids.
AAAAAAUGUAAACAGGAAACGCGUGGUUGCACAUCGUGGUUGUAAAAUUGUGUAAAGAUGAACAGACCCUUACCUGGACAUGUGACCAAACACAGUGCUGAAUUGGGACUAGAAAGAAAUCAGACAGUGAAGAAGAAUUUUGUGGAGGCCUUUCUGAAACGUCACUUGCCAAGGAAUAGACUUAUCCAUGGAGAAGAUGAAGAGGUCAAGAACAAAUUUGUCAUGUUGGAUAAUCCCAAGAAAGAAAAAGGCAAAAAAACAACACGUAAAAAGAAAACUCUUUCAUCAAGGGAGUGUAAAAGUUUGAAAUUAUUCAAAGUGGAAAGAGAAGGCCAAAGUUAUGAAUCUUUUCUACCUCUUCAUCAGCUCUGGCUAGAGUACAUGGAUGAACUCAUACAAUUCAAUAAUCUCCAGCCCAGUAUGAUGAUGAAUGUACAAAACAAAUUGAUAAAAGCUGACUUUCAUGGGUCUCUGCUGACAGUUCAAAGGUCAAAGUGUCCCAGUUAUGUAGGUGUCACAGGAAUUCUUCUACAGGAAACGAAGAACACAUUUCUUCUGAUCACCAGAGACAAUAAAGUAAAAUGUAUCCCCAAACAACAUUCAGUUUUCACAUUUAUGCUGGGCUCCUACAUGUUUACCAUUUACGGCACUAACUUCCGAGUGCGGUCAAGUGAGAGAUCUGCUCGAAAAUUCAAAUCAAAAGCUACUGUUGAUAUUUGAUAUCAAAUAAAUAUUGAAAUACA